GUUUAAGGUUGCCAGGUCUUUAUUUAUUUUGGUGGCAGGUAAACCGAGGCCACAGCAAUGACACCGAAUCGACAUGCUUUAAAGUGCAGUGUGAAUUAAAUGGCUCGACAAUGAGGAUGUAGUGAUGUAGGAAGUGAUUAAGCUAUAAAACAAGGAGACAAGCCAAAAAUGCUCAGACUUGUCAGUACAGAGGUUCAACUCGUGGAUGUCUUCAGUUAUACAAACGAUGAUGCUUCAAAUGUUAAUACGAAACUGGCAGGUGUUGUCGAACCUCUGAUAAAGAUUAACUACGGUUUCAAUGCCCACUUUUCAGCUAACAUCUCUCUGUAGAUUGAUCUUAGCAGCUCAUCAGUCUGCAUCAAUAGUAUCUACAGCUAAAUGUGGACGUAUGGGUCAGCUUGCCAGCUCACAGUGUCAACUUUCACUUCCACAGGCUGCAUGCUCUAUUUUGAGCACGGGGGUGGGGGGUGCAGUUGAAGUGUAGUUGACUGGUUACAUUUGAGGACAUGCUUAGCCCAUUUUCCGUCAAUGAAUUUGCUUUUCUCCGAGUUGAUAAGCUGUUGUGGAAGUCAGCAAAGCCCUGAGCGUGAGAAAUGGCUCCAAAGAAGGGAAAGGGAGACGAUGCACUAAAGCCAGCACCGCUGAUUGGAAGGUUUGGCACCUCAUUGAAAAUAGGAAUCGUCGGCCUGCCCAAUGUUGGGAAGUCAACCUUUUUCAACGUGUUGACAAAGAGUCAGGCUGCAGCUGAAAAUUUCCCCUUCUGCACCAUUGACCCAAAUGAAAGCAGAGUGCCCAUUCCAGAUGAACGCUAUGAUUUCCUCUGCCAGUUUCACAAACCUGCCAGCAAAAUCCCAGCGUUCCUUAAUGUUGUCGACAUUGCUGGCCUAGUGAAAGGUGCUCAUGCUGGCCAAGGCCUGGGAAACGCUUUCCUGUCACAUAUCAGCGCCUGUGAUGGCAUCUUCCACCUGACACGUGCUUUUGAGGAUGAGGAUAUCAUCCAUGUUGAGGGGACAGUGGACCCAGUGAGAGAUAUGGAAAUCAUCCAUGAGGAGCUGAGGCUGAAAGAUGAGGAGAUGAUCGGCCCUAUUAUUGACAAGCUGGAGAAGACGGCCAUUAGAGGCGGUGACAAGAAACUCAAACCUGAAUAUGACGUUAUGUGCAAAAUCAAGAGCUGGGUAGUCGAUGAAAAGAAACAUGUCCGCUACUAUCAUGACUGGAACGACAAGGAGAUCGAAGUGUUGAACAAAUACUUGUUUUUUACAUCCAAACCAAUGAUUUACCUCAUUAACCUCGCUGAGAAAGACUACAUCAGGAAAAAGAACAAAUGGUUAGCAAAAAUCAAAGAGUGGGUGGACAGUCACGACCCCGGAGCCUUGGUUAUCCCCUUCAGCGGCGGCCUGGAGAACCAGCUUCAGGACAAGAGUGAAGAAGAGAGGCAGAAGUACUGCACAGAGCACAAGACACAGAGCGCCCUGAGCAAGAUCAUCAAAGCAGGCUACGCAGCCCUGCAGCUGGAGUACUUCUUCACGGCUGGACCAGAUGAGGUCCGUGCUUGGACCAUUCGGAAAGGAACUAAGGCUCCACAGGCUGCAGGGAAGAUCCACACAGACUUUGAGAAGGGCUUCAUUAUGGCCGAAGUAAUGAAAUUCCAGGAUUUUAAAGAGGAAGGCAGUGAGAGCGCUGUCAAGGCAGCUGGGAAAUACAGACAACAGGGAAGAAACUACGUUGUUGAGGAUGGCGACAUCAUCUUUUUCAAAUUUAAUGCACCAAAUGCACCAAAGAAAAAGUGACACAGAGUAGUCUAUUUGUGUACAUAACUGACUGUAUUGUUACCUCUUUUGGCUAAUAAACACUGCCACGUUCUCACUUUUUUGUUUCUCCUGUAGGAUCAACCUCCCCCCUCCUCACGUGCUAAAAACACAGGUUCAGUAAACUCUGACAGCUUUGCUAUUUAAGAUCAGGAUCGGCCCCCACUCCAAAUUGUAGCAGCAUUUGAAGGAGCAUAUUACUCUCCAGAUACUUCAUUAAUCUCCAUCAUGGGUGCCAGCACUGACACAGCUGACAGCGGGGACAAUGCCACCUGCUCCUCUCCCCCUUCUGCAGAUAAUGCAUGUUUUACAGUAGCCCAGAUGUCUACACUCAAUAAAACAUUUGACAAAACCAGUCUGUGUGUGUUUUGGGAUGUCUGUAUUGAGUGGGAAGCUGCAUGGGGAUGGUGAUAGCGGUCCUGCCGACCACUGAUUAGAGAAUUAAAAGACACAGCUGACAUUGACUGUAGCAGAGAGGGGACAAUUAUAAUUAAAUCUGUUAAGUGAUGCUGAUUUUAGAAGGGCACAUGCAGGAUGCA
Molecule: messenger RNA, 2347 nt
Organism: Monopterus albus (swamp eel)
Lineage: Eukaryota; Metazoa; Chordata; Actinopteri; Synbranchiformes; Synbranchidae
Product: obg-like ATPase 1
Exons: 11
Coding region: 594-1790 (398 amino acids)
Cellular component (GO): cytoplasm
Molecular function (GO): GTP binding; ATP binding; ATP hydrolysis activity
Source: RefSeq, a predicted model, not a curated record